CUGCAGGCUCUGUACAUGCUGCACAAGGGAAAAAAAGGAGACGUGUCCCACUCUCAGAUUAGCUUGAACGGACAGAUGGAGGCAGACAGCACCGGUGGAAACAUGGGUGGGAAAGCAGACGUGGAAAUGGCAGAAAACCCAUUUGAACCUUACAUUGAAUCUCUGCGACAACAGCUGGAAGACCAAGACCCCGUUUUUCUGAUCGGAGUUAUCGUCGCUCUGGCGGUCAUUGUCAUCACCUGUGUGUUUCUGAAGUACUUUCUCUCCAGUAAAACCGUCCGAAGUGCUGUGCUGCUGGUCGGACUGUGUGACUCCGGGAAAACCCUCCUUUUCGCCCGGCUGUUGUCAGGAAAGUUCAAGCGCACACAGACCUCAAUCACUGACAGCAGUGCUCCAUACAAAGCCAAAAACGAAAAGGGCAGCACCUGGACUGUGAUUGACCUGCCAGGACAUGACAGUCUUCGCCCUCAGUACCUGGAGAAAUUCAAAUCUGCAGCCAGAGCGAUUGUGUUUGUAGUAGACAGCGCUAUUUUCCAGAAGGAGGUGAGAGACGUGGCAGAGUUUCUGUACAUCUUGUUGACGGACACUGUGAUCUCCAGGAAUGCCCCAGCUCUCCUGGUGGCAUGCAACAAACAAGAUAUCACCAUGGCAAAAUCAGCUAAACUGAUUCAGCAGCAGCUGGAAAAGGAAUUGAACACCCUGCGAGUGACACGCUCUGCAGCCCUGAGCUCUCAGGACGGCUCUGUGGGCGGCAGUGUUUAUCUGGGGAAAAAAGGCAAGGACUUUGAGUUCAGCCAGCUGCCCCUUAAGGUGGAGUUUGUGGAGUGCAGCGCCCGCGGCAGCAAGGGUGAAGAGGGGGGUGCAGACAUUGAGAGCCUGGAGAAGUGCCUGGCUAAACUGUGAAGUCAGCAACUCAACAUCUUCAGUGCAGAAUUUGACUGAAAGGCACAGACCUCUGAUCAACGUCAACCUCCAUAAUCAAAGGAGGGAUGACAAAUGCAUCUCAGUGGAGGAUUUAUUUGACAGGAGUAACCAGUCAAACAUCUUAUCUGUGCUGGCUGUCAAUGUAAAACGUUAUUACAUUAAAGGUGGAAGAACUUUUGAGGCAUAUUCUAUCAAAAAAAAACACCAAAAAGACUGAAAAGUAAUGUAACGGAAAGAUGAUGUAGCUCUUUGUCUGGUCGCUCUGCAGUGCUGAGAAAUGAUCAUGUGCUUAUAAAGUGCAAAUCUUACUGUGGACAUCAUCCUUUAAGUGCUUUAUUUGGCUUGUUCAGAAAAUACAUAGUUUAAAGAAUUUCAGUAAAGUACAAUAUUUGCUGUUUCUGCAAUUACUUAAAGAAAAAUGGUUAUAGGCUGCCACAGAUUGUCACCAUUUUUGUUUUAAACUUGUUUCAUUGGAUUUAUAAGCUGCCUUGUGAAUACAGAUGGGUGUGAAUUGGAUUUAUUCAUUAAUUUGAACAGUCAGCCUUUUUUUCUGGUGUCAUAGAAAAGGGUUUAUUCUUGUUUGCAAAAGAAUGACCGUUUACUUGUUUGAAAGUGUUGCGUGAAUACAGUGCAUUUGCAAUGAAUUA
This is a messenger RNA of Perca fluviatilis (European perch), 1571 nucleotides long. It is a transcript of the gene srprb, whose product is annotated as SRP receptor subunit beta. The transcript is spliced from 7 exons. Gene Ontology annotation, cellular component: signal recognition particle receptor complex. Bases 16 to 903 code for a protein of 295 amino acids. Gene Ontology annotation, biological process: protein targeting to ER. The record is from RefSeq and is a predicted model, not a curated record. Lineage: Eukaryota; Metazoa; Chordata; Actinopteri; Perciformes; Percidae.